AUAAAGUCAAGAUGAAAUAUUGGCUAAUUUUCAGUUUAAUAUGUGGCCUAUUGGCCCUUAAUGGAGCUUCUCCCCUGCCCGGAGGUGGCGGUGGAGGCGGUGGUGGAGGUGGUGGUCGUGGCUGUAAUUGUGAACCUGGUGGUGGUGGAGGAGGCGGCGGCGGUGGUGGUGGCGGUGCUGGUAAUGGCCCAGGUGGAGCUGGCGGUGCCGGGGGUCCUGAUUGUGUCAGGCCAUCAUGGUUGCCACCAUGUCCAUAAAUUUUGAAUCUAUAUAUAAUUAAAAUAAGAAAACUAAACAAAAAACCAAAAUGAAAAGAUACAAUAAAAAAUAUUAAAACAAUUAACAAAAAA
Molecule: messenger RNA, 350 nt
Organism: Musca domestica (house fly)
Lineage: Eukaryota; Metazoa; Arthropoda; Insecta; Diptera; Muscidae
Product: rRNA 2'-O-methyltransferase fibrillarin-like
Exons: 2
Coding region: 12-257 (81 amino acids)
Source: RefSeq, a predicted model, not a curated record